Aethalodelphis obliquidens (Pacific white-sided dolphin) is the source of this 1572-nucleotide messenger RNA. RefSeq names its product phosphatidylinositol glycan anchor biosynthesis class F (gene PIGF). Lineage: Eukaryota; Metazoa; Chordata; Mammalia; Artiodactyla; Delphinidae. Gene Ontology annotation, biological process: GPI anchor biosynthetic process. The transcript has 6 exons. Bases 716 to 1375 code for a protein of 219 amino acids. The record is from RefSeq and is a predicted model, not a curated record. Gene Ontology annotation, cellular component: endoplasmic reticulum membrane.
CGAGCCUCCCGGCGCUGCAAGCCACUUCCGCCAGCUACCCAACUGGCCGGGAAUAUCUGCCCCCGGCCGGUCCGUGCGGCCCACGCCUGCCGGCCCCUCCAGCGCCGCCCUUCCUGCGUGACCCAGGGGCUGCGGUGAUGGACUGGCCUCUUUCGGGUCCGACAUUCUGUGUCUGUCCCUUCUUUUCUCUCGAUCUCCACGCUUGUGCUCUUUGAUUAUGCUUCUCAAUUCGUCCCUCGUUGCCUACACUCCCGUCGGCUGAGGCUUGGGCAGAGUUCGGAGCGACCCAGUUUGGGAUGGAGCUGCAGGUUAAGGUCCCUCGAUUCCCGCGAAGGCUCCUCUAGGAGCCGCUCAGAAGAACCUUCUCUCCCGCUGCAAGGCUUAAGGACUCGGGCCAGGUCAGACCGUGGAGGCCGGGGCCUUGGCCACCCGAGGAAGCACCUGACGAGAGUCCUCCUGGGCUCGCCAGGGCCCAACACAGGGCUGGUUUCUCAGGAGGGGCAACACUGGACCAACUUUUCAUUCGUUCGUUCAUUCAUUCAGUCAUUCAGCAAGCAUCCGACUUUGGGUACCAUUCACUGUCUUAGGUCCAGAUCUGCUUCAGUCAGCUGCGAUUCUGAGGGUGUCCCAGAAAAAUAUCUGAAGGUGUGUCUAUUGAGAGACUAUAUUCUGGAUUCCCUUCCCAGCCCCUCAGAUAGCCACUCAAGAAAACACCAUGAAAGAUACUGACAUCAAGAGACUACUAUAUGUCCAUCUAUUAUGCAUAUUUUCAAUUAUCCUAAGCAUCUUCAUUCCAUCAUUCUUCUUGGAGAACUUCUCAGUACUGGAAACACACUUGACAUGGUUGUGCAUCUGUUCUGUUUCUGUAACUGCCGUCAAUUUAGUAUUGUAUUUAGUAGUGAAACCAAAUGCAUCUUCUAAAAGAAGUUCAUUAUCAUACAAGGUAACCAGAUUUUUGAAAUGCUGUAUCUACUUUCUUAUGUCUUGUUUUGCCUUUCAUGUAAUUUUUGUUCUAUAUGGAGCACCACUAAUAGAGUUGGCGUUGGAAACAUUUUUACUCGCAGUUACUUUGUCCACUUUUACUACUGUACCUUGUUUAUGUUUGUUAGGACCAAACUUCAAAGCAUGGCUAAGAGUUUUCAGUAGAAAUGGGGUUACAUCCAUUUGGGAGAAUAGUCUCCAGAUCACUACAGUUUCUAGUUUUCUAGGAACAUGGCUUGGAGCCUUUCCUAUUCCACUCGAUUGGGGAAGACCAUGGCAGGAAUGGCCCAUCUCCUGCACGCUUGGAGCGACCUUUGGCUACGUGGCUGGCCUUGUUACUUCACCACUCUGGAUAUACUGGAAUAGAAAGAAACUUACAUACAAGAACAAUUAAUUGGAGCAAAGGGAGAAGAUAUUUCUUUGUGCAGAUUCCAUAAAGACUGUGCAGACAUGUAUAUGGUCUAAGCCAGGCAGUUCCACUUAACAGCACUGUUUUUUAUAUAGUUACAACAUGAUGUGAUUGUAGCUUUUUAAACUAUGAAACCCCUGAGAGAUUGUACCUUCUAGUUGAAAUAAAGUAUUUAUAAUAGA